UUUAACCCACAGAUUUUCAGUUGAACAAAUUUCAAUUCAAAUGGCAGAGUGCAGGGCUAAAAAUAAUGUUAUUUUUCGAAGGAUGUGUUUUGUAAAACGAAGCCUGGUUGUUCUCAACGUAUUGUGUUGCCUCGGGGGAACUACUGACGCAACUGGCACUGGAAAGCAAAUUAUAGAGCCUCUGGAGCACAGAAAUAAAGCUGGCAUGCAACAGAGCAGGUCGCUUUUACCAAAGUACUCCGAGCCUGUCAAGUUCAAAACUGCAGCAGUUGCAGCAGAUUAUAAAAACUGUUCAGAACGUGGAGCUGAAAUUUUACGAGAUCAUCAUGGAAAUGCCGUGGACGCAGCCAUUGCAACUGCUCUGUGUGUGGGUGUAGUGAAUGCCCAUUCAGCGGGUAUUGGAGGUGGAGGUUUCAUGAUCAUUCAUGACAAGAAAAGGGCGAAAACUACGGCAAUCAACUUUAGGGAGGUGGUUUCUCAUCACGAAAAUGCUGAAACGAUGAAGGACUUUCUAAACCUUAAAAAAAAAUGGAAAGAAAGAGAAAGGAAAAAAAAUAUAGCAGGCGAAGGAGAAUUUAUCGGCGUGCCUGGCGAGCUUCGUGGAUUUGAAAUGGCUUGGAAGAAGUACGGCCGACUGCCUUGGAGAAAACUUUUUCAACCAGCUAUCGAAAUAGCAACGAAUGGCUUUCCGGCAAAUCACGCACUCGUGAAUGCUGUGCGAAUUAACUGGCUGAAUGUUACGCACGACUUUGGAUUGAGAGAGUUAUUCAGGAAAAACGGUCGAAAAAUUAAAGAAGGAGACGUCAUCAAGAGAACAAAAUAUGGAAAAACUCUUCGUAAAAUUGCAGACUCAGGAGCCGAUCUCUUCUACACUGGUAAAAUGGCUAAGAAGAUCGUCAAAGAUGUCAGAUCCAUCGGCUCCUGUAUUUCCCUGACGGACCUGAAAGAUUACAGAGCUACUGAAGUUAAACCGUUGGAGGUUUCUCUCCCUGGGGUCAAAGGAUAUAAACUUUUGACCGUUCCACCCCCUGCAGGUGGUGCCGCAUUAAUCAACAUUUUGAAUAUUCUCAAAGGCUUCAAUUUUAGUGCAAAUGAUAUGAAGCAUCAUCCUGUUUUGACGUAUCACCGCAUGAUCGAAGCAUUCAACUUCGUGGCAGCUAAACAGACCUAUCUUACAGAUCCUGUCUUUGAUGAAGACGUGAAAGAGGUUGUGAAGGAAAUGUUGGAUCCGGAGAGAAGCGAGCAGAUACGCAGAUUAAUAAACGGCGAGACACAUUCUUUUGAUUAUUAUGGACCAAUCAACUACAAUACCGACAUCACAGAUGGCACGACUCACGUGUCUGUUCUCGAUGCAGAAGGAAAUGCUGUUUCCUUGACAACUUCAAUCAAUAAAUAUUUCGGAGCAAAACUUAGAAGUCCUAAGCUCGGGAUAAUUUACAACGAUCAGCUGCUGGACACUUACGAGAAUGUGAGAUUAAAGGAAUUUAAAUUGGCGAUUGACGAACUUAAACCUUACAAAAGACCCGUGUCUCUUGCUUCACCCUCCAUCAUCUUAGAUGAAGCAGGGGACGUGAAAAUGGUUUUUGGAGCCGCCGGAGGAAAAUACAUCGCAACAGCUUUAGCACAAGUUCUGAUGAACCAUUUUUGGUUUGGAGAGAGUUUACGAGACGCUGUGUCGAAGUCUCGUCUCCACAGCCAACUGUUUCCGAAUCUGGUCCUAGUCGAAAAAGACUUUCCCAAACAGUACAUUGACGAGCUUAAACGCUUUGGACAUAAAAUUACAAACGACACCGUAAAAAUUACAGGAACCCCUUUCCAAAUCGUUGGAGUGGUUCAACUCGUCUACAGAGAGAAGGACGGUGAGAUACUGGCGCUAGCUGAUCAUAGGAAAGGAGGUGGACCCGCAGGUUACCGCUGACCAAUCGAACAUGCUUAUGUAAAAGGCUUAGAUUUACAACAGGUUCAACCUAGCUAGCCACAACCUAAUGCUGUAUAAAAGUUGCCAUUUGUUCUUGGAAGAGAAUGCACGCUCUGUAGUUAUUCAUAAAGUGUCAUCAAGCUUAAUUUAUACAUCAGUGCAUCUUAUACUCUGGAAAAAGAUCAACUACGGCCGAUAACUACUAGCCGCUCAUUUCUCACAGGCCCGCUUUAUUAAUUCAACAUGAAACUUAUGUGUCAUAAAAACUGUCAUUCGUAACUCCAUGAUGAAUAACCAGAUGUGAGUCUGAAGGUAUUCUUUGUGAGGUACCCAGUAGGUAAGCAUGAAACCAUCUUGCGCCGCUGCUAAAGCCUAAUACUUUGGCGAGUACCAAGUGUGAACACAAAACGUUUUUACGUUAGGAGCUCCGGCACGUUCCAAAGUGUUCUUCCUUGAUAGUCCUGCCACUUCACUCUUCAAAUGCCUGCAUGAUAAGAAGUUGAAUGGCAGGUUUUGAGCGGCGGAACAUCAAGUGUGAUGGCUCCAUGUUUAUUGAGCGAUCAAAAACCCCAGAAAAUUCGCCAAACUAACAGGCUACAGUCCUUCCUUCUGCGUAAAAUCCAAUCGCUUUCCAGUACCACCCAGUCAUAGUCAGAGAUUCUGGGGUUUCCCUUGAUCGUCCAAGCAGGUUUCAGGCUCUCAGUUAGUGAAGAUGAGCAAAAAGGUGCAGAGUGCUCAAGAAAUGGCACCCGCGGAAAGGGGCAUCACAACCGUAACUGCUGCACGUCAACUCGUUUUCCAGCUUUAGCAUGCUCUGUUUUCGUUCAUCUCCGUCAACGGAAGGCCUGGCACAGAUUAGGUCGUCCCAAGUAAUGCUCAAACGAUCGGGACAAUUAUAUGGAAACCAGGCUAAACGUUCUCUCCCGGGCGAUCACCUGGUUUCCACAUGAUCCAAACUGAAAAAAAGGAUCGCGUCGUGUAAGGUCUGGAAAACUCAGACAAUCUCAUGAAACCGUAGAUCGGGGCGAGCAUAUGAAAACCAGACAUUUGGAUAAUUAAUUCUGAAAUAAAUUAACACAAAGAAACGAAAUUGCUUCAAAAAAACGUAAUAUCGAUAAGAAAUGUGUUAAUGUCGUCAAUUAGUAUAUAACGUGACACAGUUGAAUACAUGUAGUGUUUUUCGCGCACACUUGAAAGCAAUUUCGAAAAUGAUCAGCGAGCAACUGUUCACCUGUAAGCAACCGAAGAGAGAAAAUCGUUCGUCAAUGGUUUCCGACCAUUUUACAGUAUAUCGACAUAAAAAAGAAAAAAAAUUGUUCGUUUAUUGUUUGUGUGUGGUGUACUUUAAUUUACCUCAGUGUCCGCCGUUGAAAGUUGUGGACAUCGCAGACAUCACCGCUUCGCGGCUUGGUAAAUAUCCACUAAUAUUAACCUCUUCCUCAGUGAAUAAUUGCUAAUUAAAAGAAGGAACCAAUUUUAUGUAAUUAGUUAUUGCAGUUCGCAUCAUUCCACUGUAAUAAAUCACUUUA
This is a messenger RNA of Pocillopora verrucosa, 3447 nucleotides long. RefSeq names its product glutathione hydrolase 1 proenzyme. The record is from RefSeq and is a predicted model, not a curated record. Gene Ontology annotation, cellular component: plasma membrane. Gene Ontology annotation, biological process: glutathione catabolic process. Lineage: Eukaryota; Metazoa; Cnidaria; Anthozoa; Scleractinia; Pocilloporidae. Gene Ontology annotation, molecular function: glutathione gamma-glutamate hydrolase.